Messenger RNA from Trichobilharzia szidati, 252 nucleotides. The record is from the annotation of a GenBank genome assembly. NCBI's taxonomy places the organism in Eukaryota, Metazoa, Platyhelminthes, Trematoda, Strigeidida, Schistosomatidae.
AUGUGUAAUCAUUGUCAAAUGAGAAUGUUUACACAACGUUUAUGUCAACGAAAGAAUAUUUGGUAUUUUGCUGUGUUUACGAAAUCACAACAUCACAUGGUGACUACAAGUGUCAUUUCAUUUCGCCUGGAUGCAAAAAAAGAGAAAAUUAACGAUAACAAUGAAACAGAAGUAGAAAAAACAUCCAUAUCUACUUCAAUAAACAAACUGAAGUUCAGUGUAAAUAUUUGGCAUAUUGGCAAAGAAAUUUAA